Molecule: messenger RNA, 2386 nt
Organism: Nerophis lumbriciformis (worm pipefish)
Lineage: Eukaryota; Metazoa; Chordata; Actinopteri; Syngnathiformes; Syngnathidae
Gene: rnf182
Product: ring finger protein 182
Biological process (GO): protein ubiquitination
Cellular component (GO): cytoplasm
Molecular function (GO): ubiquitin-protein transferase activity
Source: RefSeq, a predicted model, not a curated record
AGGUCUUCGGCGCCAAACAAAAUCAGACCCUCCACCUUCAUAGGAACCUGACGAGAUCCUCCGGCUGUAGAGACCUCUCCUUCUGGUAUUUCACAGCACUGGAGCCUGCAGGACCGCAGCACCAUGAUCCUGAAAGCUCCACAACAGUCAGGAAUUGUCUCCAUGAAUGGAAAGGGGGCCUCUGGGUCCCCCCUGGCUGAGCCUGGACCAUAGCUAGUAGGGAAUCUCCUGCUGAUCUUCAGUCAAGAUAGACUUUGAGAUGUUCGAGGUAAAGACCUGCGCUCAGGAUGUUGGCAGCCAUGCGGAAGAGCUGGAGUGCAAGAUUUGCUACUGUGCUUACAAUCUGGGGUGUCGCAGGCCAAAGGUGUUGGAAUGCUGCCACUGCCUGUGUGCCAAAUGUCUCGCGAAAAUCCACGACUUGGGAGAGUCACCCCCGAGUAGCGUGGUGUGCCCCUUCUGCCGCUACGCCACCAGCCUGCUGGGAGAGGUGGUGAGCAGCCUGCCAGACGACCGCAGCCUGGUGGCCAUGUUGACUUUGCAAAGCAGGAACCGCAGGAACCUUCAGUACCGCCAGGAAAACACCACAGAACUGCUGCUCGACCCCAGAAACCUGGGCGACCCCUCUACUUACUCUUCCAUCCGAGGCUCUCCUAACUUUGUGGUCAUCACCAUCAUGGACACUCUGCCGCGUCCCUCCCUGAGCCAGGACACCCUGCACGGGCCAGGUGGAACCCACGCUCCGAACCGUUUGUCCAGCCAGGACUCCAUGGCGUCCAUCACACAGAGGUGGACCUGGUGGAACUGCGUCGCCCUUCUGUGCCAGACCUCGGCCCGGGUGCUGGUGUGGAUGCUGGGCCUGCUCUUUUUCAGCUCGCUGCCCAUGGGGGUCUACCUGCUUAUCAUGCAGCAGACCACUGUGGGGGUGCUGCUGGUCGGCCUGAUCCCCACCAGCCUGGUUGUUGUCAUGUUCUACGGCUUCUGCCAGUGCUUCUGCCGGGAGGUCUGGAAAUGCAUGCCGCCAUAGUGGGACCAAUGGGGGGUACAUGUAGCAUACUGCUUGGAAGUAUUUUUGAGCCAUUAUGGUAACCGUACCUCCUCAUUAGGAAUCCAAUGAUAGAAGUCAUUAGUCAUCACUUACAAGAGAACAUGCAUGUGAUGUUUAUCUAUAGCCCGGGGGUCGACAACGCGCAGCUUUCGAGCCACAAGCGGCUCUUUGGCGUCGCCUUAGUGGCUUCCUGGAGCUUUUUCAAAAAUGUAUGAAAAUGGAAAAAGAUGAGGAAAAAAAAUCUAUUUUUUGUUUUAAUAUGGUUUCUGUAGGAGGACAAACACGACACAGACCUUCCUAAUUGUUAGAAAUCCCACUGUUUACAUUAAACAUGCUUCACUGAUGAGAGUAUUUGCCAAACGCAAUUUUGUCCUCAUUUCGGCAGUCCUUGAACGCACCGUAGUUUGUUUGCAUGUACAACUUUCCUUGAUGCUGCCACAGAAAGAUGUGUUUUAUGCCACUCCUUCUUCGUCUCUAUUUGUCCGUCCAAAGUCUUAUGCUGUGCGUGAAUGCACAAAGGUGAGCUUUGUUGAUGUUAUUGACUUGUGUGGAGUGCUAAUCAGACAAAUUUGGUCACUGCAUGACAGCAAGCUAAUAUUUAAUUGAUUGAUUGAUUGAUUUAAACUUUUAUUAGUAGAUUGCACAGUACAGUACAUAUUCUGUACAAUUGACCACUAAAUGGUAACACCCGAAUAAGUUUUUCAACUUGUUUAAGUCGGGGUCCACGUUAAUCAAUUCAUGGUAACAUGCUAUUUGUGCUAGCUGUAUGUACAUAAUGCAUCAUUAUGCCUCGUAUUUCAGGUAUAUUUGGCUCAUUUUAUUUGUAGUUUCCGUUUCCUUCAACCUGAACACACACAUCUUUACCUUGGGCCAUUGUAAGCCAGUCAUUUCCAGGAAUUAUCACACCCUCUGAAAAGCAUCCGUUUUAGUAAUGUUUUCCAAUGUUGUAAAAAUGUGUAGAAUAAAUAUUAAAUUUCAACAUUUCUGUCAACGAAGAUUUGCAUCAGCCUAACACACAUAGUCAUUUUGAUAAUAGUCUAAUAUAGACAAUAUAAACACUUACAUCAUGUGUUGCCUUCCUUUUAACACUUAUAUAAGGCUUUACAUUUUUUGCAGCUCCAGGCAGAUUUUUUUUUUGUAUUUUAGUUUAGUUUAGUUUAGUCUUCAUUUGAAGGGACAAUGCACAUAAACAUUAAGCUCAAAGACAGAUAUGUUCUGCACCAGAUUAUAACUAAAUAGCUAAUUUCCAUCUGCAGUCCCAUCCAUCCAUCCAUCCAUCCAUUUUCUACCGCUUAUUCCCUUUUGGGGUCGCGGGGGCGCUGGAGCCUCUGGCUUCCUAAA